GCUCGGUGGUUUAAAGAUGGCGGCGGCGGCGGCGGCGGCGUUGGGGGCGCGGAGCGGCGGGAGGGGGAGGGAAAAGGAGGCUCUGUGAGUCGCCGAGAGGCAGCGCGGCGGCCGCCGUGAGGAGUGCCGGUGCGGAGCCGCGGGCGGCGCGGCCGGUCAGGGCCGGGGCCUGGACUGGGAAGGGGAAGCCGGAGCAGCGCCAGGAGCCCGAAGCCGGAGCAGAGGAGGAAUGUGACCAGGGAUCGGCGUGGGCGCGGGAGUACGCGAGCGCAGGGAUGGGGCAGCAGGUGGGCCGCGUCGGGGAGGCUCCGGGGCUUCAGCAGGCGCAGCCCCGCGGGAUCCGGGGCAGCAGCGCCGCCAGGCCCUCCGGCCGCAGGCGGGACCUGGUGGGGCGCACCACCGAGGCCGGCUUCAAUAUCUUCACCCAGCAUGAAGCCUUGCACCGCCCCUACGGUUGUGAGGUUGAACCCCAGGCACUGAACGAAGCCAUCAGGUGGAGCUCCAAGGAGAACUUGCUGGGAGCCACUGAGAGCGAUCCCAAUCUCUUUGUUGCACUUUAUGAUUUUGUAGCAAGUGGUGAUAACACGCUCAGCAUCACUAAAGGUGAAAAGCUGCGAGUCCUGGGUUACAACCAGAAUGGGGAGUGGAGUGAAGUUCGCUCUAAGAACGGCCAGGGCUGGGUGCCCAGCAACUACAUCACCCCCGUGAACAGUCUGGAGAAACACUCCUGGUACCAUGGACCUGUGUCCCGCAGCGCGGCCGAGUAUCUGCUCAGCAGUUUAAUCAACGGCAGUUUCCUGGUGCGAGAAAGUGAGAGCAGCCCUGGGCAGCUCUCCAUCUCGCUCAGGUACGAGGGGCGUGUGUAUCACUACAGGAUCAAUACCACCGCCGAUGGCAAGGUGUAUGUAACUGCCGAGAGUCGCUUUAGCACCUUGGCAGAGCUGGUUCACCAUCACUCCACGGUGGCUGAUGGGCUGGUGACCACGUUACAUUACCCUGCACCCAAGUGUAACAAGCCUACAGUUUACGGUGUGUCCCCCAUCCAUGACAAAUGGGAAAUGGAACGGACAGAUAUUACCAUGAAGCACAAGCUCGGGGGUGGUCAGUAUGGAGAGGUCUACGUUGGCGUCUGGAAGAAAUACAGCCUGACGGUCGCUGUGAAAACGUUGAAGGAAGAUACCAUGGAGGUGGAGGAGUUCCUGAAGGAAGCGGCAGUGAUGAAGGAAAUCAAGCACCCUAAUCUGGUGCAGCUGUUAGGUGUGUGUACUUUGGAGCCACCAUUUUACAUCGUGACUGAAUACAUGCCCUAUGGGAACUUGCUGGAUUAUCUCCGAGAAUGCAACCGAGAAGAGGUGACUGCAGUCGUACUGCUUUACAUGGCCACUCAGAUCUCCUCUGCCAUGGAGUAUUUAGAGAAGAAGAACUUCAUCCACAGAGAUCUUGCAGCUCGUAACUGCCUCGUGGGAGAAAACCAUGUGGUGAAAGUGGCUGACUUUGGCUUGAGUAGACUGAUGACUGGAGACACCUAUACCGCUCAUGCCGGAGCCAAGUUUCCUAUUAAAUGGACAGCGCCCGAGAGUCUUGCCUACAACACCUUCUCCAUUAAAUCUGACGUCUGGGCUUUUGGAGUACUGUUGUGGGAAAUUGCUACAUAUGGAAUGUCGCCAUACCCAGGUAUUGACCUGUCUCAGGUAUACGAUCUACUGGAAAAAGGAUAUCGAAUGGAACAGCCUGAAGGAUGUCCCCCUAAGGUUUAUGAGCUCAUGAGAGCAUGCUGGAAGUGGAGCCCUGCCGACAGGCCCUCCUUUGCUGAAACACAUCAGGCUUUUGAGACCAUGUUCCAUGACUCCAGCAUCUCUGAAGAGGUAGCAGAGGAGCUUGGGAGAGCCGCCUCCUCCUCAUCCGUUGUUCCUUACCUGCCCCGGUUACCUAUACUCCCUUCCAAGACCCGGACGCUGAAGAAACAGGUGGAGAACAAGGAGAAUAUCGAAGGCACUCAAGACGCCAUCGAAAACUCUGCUUCCAGCUCUGCACCAGGGUUCAUUAGAAGUGCACAGGCCCCCACUGGGUCCCCAGCACUGCCUCGGAAGCAAAGAGACAAGUCACCCAGUAGCCUCUUGGAAGAUGCCAAAGAGACCUGCUUCACCAGGGAUAGGAAGGGAGGUUUCUUCAGCUCCUUCAUGAAGAAGAGAAAUGCUCCCACACCCCCCAAACGCAGCAGCUCCUUCCGAGAAAUGGAGAAUCAGCCCCACAAGAAAUAUGAACUCACGGGUAACUUCUCGUCCAUUGCGCCUCUCCAGCAUGCCGAGGGGUUCUCUUUCACUCCUGCCCAGCAAGAGGCGAAUCUGGUGCCACCCAAGUGCUAUGGGGGGAGCUUUGCACAGAGGAACCUGUGUAAUGACGACGGUGGUGGGGGUGGGGGCAGUGGCACUGCUGGCGGGGGGUGGUCUGGCAUCACAGGCUUCUUUACACCGCGCUUAAUCAAAAAGACACUGGGCCUACGAGCGGGUAAACCCACAGCCAGUGAUGACACCUCCAAGCCUUUUCCAAGGUCAAACUCUACAUCUUCCAUGUCCUCAGGGCUUCCAGAGCAGGAUAGGAUGGCAAUGACCCUUCCCAGGAACUGCCAGAGGUCCAAGCUCCAGCUGGAAAGGACAGUGUCCACCUCUUCUCAGCCAGAGGAGAAUGUGGACAGGGCCAAUGACACGCUCCCCAAAAAGUCAGAGGAAGGUGCUGCUCCAACCAGGGAGAGACCAAAAGCCAAACUUCUGCCCAGAGGGGCGGCGGCUCUUCCUCUGAGAGCCCCCUCUGGGGAUCCAGCCACCACAGAGAAGGACUCUCCAGGGGUGGGGGUGGCUGCCCCCAAGAACAAGGAGAGGAACGGUGGGGCGCGACUUGGCAUGGCUGGAGUCCCGGAGGACGGCGAGCAGUCAGGCUGGUCUUCUCCAGCCAAGGCUGCGGCCGUCGCCCCUACCACUCACAACCACAAAGUGCCCGUGCUCAUCUCGCCCACUCUGAAGCACACUCCGGCCGACGUGCAGCUCAUUGGCACAGACUCUCAGGGGAAUAAGUUCAAGCUCUUAUCCGAGCAUCAGGUCACAGCCUCUGGAGACAAGGACCGACCCCGACGGGUAAAACCAAAGUGUGCCCCACCCCCGCCACCCGUGAUGAGACUACUGCAGCAUCCGUCCAUCUGCUCAGACCCCACGGAGGAACCGGCCGCCGACACACAGGAAGGGGGGAGAAAGGCAGCUCCAGGGGCAGCGCCCACCAGCGGGAAGGCUGGGAGGCCUGUGAUGCCGGCGCCUCAAGUGCCUCCGCCCGCGUCUUCCGUCUCGCCGGCCAAAAUGGCCAAUGGCACAGCAGGUACGAAAGUGGCUCUGAGAAAAACCAGGCAGGCAGCUGAGAAAAUCUCAGCAGACAGAAUCAGCAAGGAGGCCCUGCUCGAAUGUGCUGACCUGCUGUCCAGCGCGAUCACGGAGCCGGUGCCCAGCAGCCAGCUGGUGGACACUGGGCACCAACUGCUCGACUACUGCUCAGGCUAUGUGGACUGCAUCCCUCACACUCGCAACAAAUUUGCCUUCCGAGAGGCUGUGAGCAAACUGGAACUCAGCCUGCAGGAGCUGCAGGUGUCUUCAGCAGCUGCCGGCAUGCCCGGGGCGAGCCCCGUCCUUCAUAACUUACUGUCAUGUGUGCAGGAGAUUAGUGACGUGGUGCAGAGGUAGCCACUGCCAGCCUCGUGGGCAGGUGCACACGCCUCUGAGGGGAGAGGGGGCGGACUCGUUUUCCUGUGUUCUUGUUUUCAAAAAAUGAAAGACUGAUACUUGAGUGUGUUUAUGUGAAGUACCUCAGAUCUCUGAGAUCUCACGUUUACAGGUUCAUCUCAAAAAUAACAAAGCAAAACUCCUAGGAGAGGGAAAGUAGGUGGGGGGAGGGGCAGCCGUGGACAGGAUUGGAAGCUGCACGGGAACAUCAGGGAACGUGUGUGUCAUGCCGUGAAGAACCAAAUCCAACCCAUCCUCACUUGGAUGACACAAGGCAUGAGACAGGGCUGCCCUCAGCAGUGCCAUGAGGCUGCCCAGACAGCGGGCUGGCUGUGGCCCUCGGGCCAUACAGAAGGGGACUGGCUUAGGGCUCCACCUCCCCUAACGAAUUUGGUGGAACAGAAGAAGGGAAAGCUGGGAAUGUACCAAGAAAAGUUUCGCUCAAGGCUGUUGGAAGCAGCUAUUAGCCUGGCUUCCACAGAUCACUGCUGCAAUGAGAACUGCACGUCCAACUGCCAGAAUUAGCAAGCCGGGACACAUGGCCCCAGCCGUAUGCUCCUGUGCUGUUUCCCACGGGUGUGUUAAUUGUUGCAGGAAGUAAAGAAUGCUGGGAAGUGUAGUCAGGGAGAUUAAAGCCUCCUCCCAAAAUCCUAACAUCAGUCAGCAGAAGUCACUCCUCCCCGUCCAGCGGGACUGGCUUUCUGCUUGUUGGUCCCUGUCUGUGAACCACAGGCAUAGGGGUCUCUUCAGGGGUGCUUCUCUGUCCCUUGUUGGGCAAGUUGUCUUCCUUUAUUCCUGGCAACAUUUGGGGCAUUAACUAACAUGGAUUUUGAAAUUAGUGAUCAUGGACAGGCUCUCCCAGGGGAAUCCUUUUCUGAUACAACGCACCCGCGUUAGUGACAUAUUGGUCAAGGGCAUGAGCAGCUGUGUAUUUCUUUAUCAACUAAAAGAGAAGGGUCUCUUCUUGAAACUCAGUAGCCAGGCCCAGAGGUCUGAGACUGAGGAGCUGCUGGCUUGGUCCUCAUGGCUGUUCCUCUGUACCUUUCUCCUCCCUUGUCACCUUAGACCCAAUCUGGUAGAAAGUAGGGAGAAGCAUUCUCUCUUUCCAGAUUUCAAAUGAAUUGCCCCAAAUUAUUCUCACAUGCUUUUCUCCUCUCUCAUUCCCCCCCCCCCGCCCACACACACCAUUGUGCUUGUUUGUAAAGAUCAUAUUGGGAAUCUUUUCUGAUUUAUUUUAAUAUCGUAUUGUAAGAAUGUAUAAGUGAAGGAACACGUCAUUUCCAGGGAACGUUAGGCCCUGGAAACCUAAUGAGUUUAACCCUCAGAUACGUUUUGCCUUUGAAAAAUAGGCCCUUUCCUUCCCUACUCAUUUAAUAACAAUGGAAGUGAAUUCAGAUCACAGGGAACCGAAUCUAAUUAACCAAUAUUGAUAUUCUCGAUAUCAGGUCUAAUUCCAGUUACCACUUCAUUCUCUUUUUCAAGCUUUAUGACCCCCUUCUCCCAAGGAGAACCCAAUACAAAAAAAUAAAUACAUUAUUUUUUUCCUUCCAAAGGAAUAUUAACUUAGAAAGAUAGGAAUUCAGCAUUGAUGAACAGAAUGAAUUUUCUUCUUGUCUCUGCCAUCCGUCCAGUCAAGCCACAGCCCCAUCUCCUAACCUAGUAAACAAAGGUAACAGUACAUGUUCUCAUGGGUGUUUUACAGAUAUGGGCAUAGCGACCCCUUGGAAAGCCUCCCUUGAAAGCUCUUUAGUGUAGUGUUACAUUGAAUGGUUUUUGUUAUUUUUGUAUCUCUUCUUUGCUCAGUAGCAGAUCAUGAAAUUUAGAACUGCUGAGAUUAUAUUAAUGGGGCUAGAAUACUAAGGGGGUGUGGGGACUAUGUUUUGGACAGAGUUUGGCAUUGUUGACCAAGGAGGAAAUUUAGUUUUCAUCAGAAAGAAAGGAAACACUGUUUCUUAUCAUGGCUGCUCAAAAGGAAGCCCAGGCCAAGAGAGGGAUAAGACACGGGAGACAGUACUGGGCGUUCCUUGCAGGGGUUGGGUGAUGGUCUAUAUGUUACCUGAAGACACAGCACAGGCAACUAGGGGUAUGGUUGGAAGGGAAGAUAGAGCCUCUCUAACUUGGAUUUAAACCAGUAGUCCUCCUCCCAUCUCCCCCUUUGCUUUUCCCCUUCAUCACAUCAUACACUUCCAUAAACUUGAAAUCGUUUUAGCAAUUAGCCUUUUCAGGGUGGGGCAGGGAAAGCUAAAACUUUAGAAUAUUAUUGCUGCUUUUUUAUGUUUAUCCCUGUCGUUGUGGGAUGCAAGUUGAGGGAUUAUAAUUGUUUUUCAGGAGACCGCCCCCCCCCACACACCUCCCCACCAAGCAAGGGAUCUUUCCUAGAGAGCUCUGAAAACAAGCCUCUGAGGAGGCCUCCUGCGUGUACUUGGGCUCCCUGCUCUUCUCACCGGAGCGCAGCCUGGAGGGUGGGGCUGUGUCUUACUCAGGGCGGCACCUGGCCCGGCCUGCCCAUGGUGGGUGCGCAGUCAGGUCAGGCGUGGAAUUGCUUUUCCUCAGCACUGUCAAUCAGAGCGUUAGCACACCCCACCCCCGUGAUGCUUGAACUGUAACUUCAGGAGUGGAGGGCUCAGGGUUCAGGUUAAAGAGGCACUGUCAACUUAUUAUAAAAGUACAAUUUAGGUCUUUCCUCCUUCUACUUGGAAAGAACCAGAUUUUAUACAUAACCUUAUGUAAAUUUAAAAGUUUGAAUUCAAAGCAGAGAAAACUGCUUCUGGAAACUAAAAAUGUAGUUUAAUUUUAUCUUUUAUCUAGUGUAAAAGCAAAGCAGAGAGCAGGAGCAAAAUUCCUUUUCCAAAAUGUUGAAAACUUUCUCAAGUGGGUUUGUACAUAGAUGCACACCUUUGGGCCACCACAGCAUGAAUCCGUUCAUGUACAGAUACUGUGAUGUCAGUUUGGAUUUCUACCUUACAAUGCAGUGUUUGGUGUAGAACACAUCUUCAUUGUGCUUUACAUGAAGUAUUUUCUUAAAAGGCUUUGUGUAAAAUUAAAAUGUGUAUAUUUUCCUACGGACUUCCAUCGUGAUGUUCAGAGAUGCAGCCUUAAAAAAAUUGGCCCUAAGAAAGCCUUUUGGUGUUUUCCCAGAUGACUGCUCUACAUUGAGGCCAUUAAAGUGGAACCUUAUGCCUCGCUGCAUUUUGGGGUUUAAAUUAGAAUUUUCUUAUCAUUCAAUUGCAAGUUGGCUAAUAAAAUAGUGCCCAGUUAAUAAAUCAUGCUGACUCUGCUAAGGCACAGCCCACAUUUAUUUAAAGCCAGUCCCGAAGGCAAGUCAUUCAACCUUCCUGAGCCUUAGUUUCCUCAUUGGAAAACAGGGAUGAUAAUAGUAACUACCUCAGGGUUGUUUAAGGAUUAAAUGAUAAUAUAUGUAAGAUGCUUAGCUGGAGUGCCUGGCAUAUAACGAGCACUCCAUAAACACUAACUUCUAUUAUUAAGAAAUAGUCCAGUGAGUCUUAGCCAGGGAUGUGCAACCAAAUCCCCUGCGGUUUAAAAAAAAAAAAUCUGAUGCAUUGGUCGGAAUUCCCAAUGGGGUGUGGUGUCAGCCUGUGUGUUUUCCACAAAUUCCUCCAGGCGUGUCCGACCCCAGCACUGUCUGUACACUUUUCUUUACAGCUUAACGGAACUGGAAGAGAGGAUGGUUAAGUUACCUGCCUGUUAUCAGAGCAGUUCAUUAGUGGCGGGCGGAGCCAAGGCUGGGGUGUGGGGUCUGUGCCGUCCGCGCAGCCUUGUGAGACACUGCCGAAAAGUGGCUCAGAUGGACAAUCAGUGUGCACAGUCGGCACUAAGCACACGUUCCUGGCACCUGACCUUCAGGGGCUUGAAUGUUGAGGAAUGGCGCACUAGCACAGCAGGCCUUUUAUAGAGUCAGUGAUUUCAAAAUUUAGAGGGAGUCAUUCUUUGGGACAGACCUAGCAGCACAGCAGUCUGCACUUUGUAAUAAAUACCGAGUUAAGUUUUAAAAACCUAGUCCUACAUUCCUUUUUCUUAAAACAAAAACAACUUUCUUGUUCCAUGUCAUUUUAAUGAACAUGAGACAAUGUAUAUAAAAGCACUUUGAGAAAAGUAUCAAAUGUGAUCGAACUACAAGGUUGUAUUAUUCAUGUCUAUUUAGAAGAUAAAACAGUUGAUUCGAUGCUGAUUGACUGACAGGCUUUUACCUGUGGGGGACCUGAAAAUGCGGAUAUAUAAACAGUCACCUAUGUUAAUUUGUGACAUUUAUAAAUAUGAAACUGCUACAUGAGUAUGUGCAAGUAUAGUCAGUGUUUUACUAAAAUUGUAGCUCAGUGCUGAGUAACUUCAGAAAACUAGGGACCAACUUUCUGGUUUAAUCAUUAAAAAGCAGAUGUGGGCACUCACUCCAGCGCAGACAGGCUCUUCCAGGGACCUCAACUCCAGGAGAACGAGGCCCCCUUCGUCCCGAACGUUUGUCCACUCGCUACAUGUUCACCAUUCAGCAUCCUGGAUGCGGUGGGAGCACACGCAUUACCGGUUGGUGUUGACAGUGUCUUUUUUAACCUAUGUCCUGUGUGGAUUGUUUUGGUUUUUUUCCCCUUUUUGUGGGGCGGGGGGGUGGGGGGCAUGGGCAUGUGAGGAGGAGACUGGGUGGCCCUAAAACCAGCGCGAUUGGGGAAUGACUUUAGGAUUUCCUGUCCGUUAUAAAUGAGUUUGACAUUCAUCAUCUGUGUUUUUUUUUUUCUAAGAAGAAUAACUGAACAUAACUCACCCAUUAGCUUAUGAAAUAAAUACCCAAGAGUAAAUUGCAUUGGUGGUCACUUUUGAGUUAUCACUACACGACAUUCUGAGGGCUCCCAUUCUGUUUUUGCUACUGAUACCAAGGUUACGAUCAGGCUGGGCGCCCACAGGGUCCACAUUGGGCUGGCGGGGCUGUCUACCAUUCUUGAGAUGGGGUUUCAUCAUCUUGCGUUGUUAUUCUACUGGAUUUUGGGGUCCAUCUCUGCCCUACGCGUUUGUUAGGACCGGCCCUCUUUAUGUAGGUGGGUGUCUAGACCUAAGUUUCUUCUUGGGUGUUUAUGGACUCCAGCUGUCUCUCUCUCUCUCUCUCUCUGUCUUAGCUUCUGUCAAACCAGUAGUUGAGUUUUUUGGUAAAUGCCUGCUUCAGUUUGGGAUAUGUGGCAGCAGGAGAGAAACGAAAGGGCAGCCCAAGGGCACGCCUGUCCCAGGAGACCCCCCAGGGAAACUGCUGCUAGCCAUAUUCUGCAUGAGAGGGAGGCCUUGGGCCAGUUCUAAAACCAUCCCACUGUGAACAGGCAGGAUUAUUUACAUCCUGGAGUUUCAGUUUUCCAACUACCAGACUUUUAAAAAUCAAUGUAAGGCUUGCUCUUUGGGGCAGGCCAGUAGUGCCAGGAGUAACAAUUACUGUUACCCGCUGUUCCCGCAGGAACUCCCGCCGUUGCCCGGCCUCCUGUAUGACCAGGGGAGCGCGGGUGUGUUUCAGGGCUGUAGAACGGGCUGCUCUCUGCUGCAGCCUGUCGUUUGCGACGUUUACUGCAAUGUCCAAAAAGAUGCGUUUCUGCUCUGGGUCUACUGCUUUCUGUGCCAUGCACCCGAAGUUUAUGUUCCAUCUUGAGACAGCAUGCGUGCAAGAUGGCAUUUCCUUCAUUUCUGACUCCGUGUCCUAGAUCCAAAGGACAGGAAAGGAGGGAAGGCUCCACCCUGUGAUAAUCAGGCAUGUCCCCAGGUGAGGUGGCCUGGGCAACUCAUCGCUCCUGGAGGCUUGUGCCUUCGAACAUGGGCUUCAUGAGUUUUGUCAGCUGGGUCGAUGUUGCACGGUUCUUGAACGAGAACUGAUAGAAAUGAACUUCAUGGGUGGCAGUGGCUCGGAGCCCCUAUUAGUGAGAGCUGGCCCCACUUGAGAAGUCCCCAUGCAGGGUGCUGAUCUGGCAGACGGCUGCACUUUUCUCCAUCUUCUUGGUGAGCUGGGGGAAGGAUGUUCUAAAUGGACCCUUUCCCCCCCUCCAGGUGCACGUACUUCUUUGCUCCUAUGUACAAUUAUAAGUUUGAAAUUGCUUCUCUCGCCUAGAAAGAAUGUAUCCUUUAACCUCCCCAUUGCUGAGGGACCUGAACACAGUAGCAAGGCCCUGUUAACUCCAAGUUGAAUGUCCAGGCCCGACGCUGUCCUCAGACCAGCCUGUACACACCCUCUGUUCUGUGAGGUUCUUAGCUCAUCAUUGUACUGGCCCCAGCAAGUUCCUGGGUUGUACGUGCCACUCCAAGCUACCGCGCUGUGCACAUGGGGCUUGCAGUCUUGGAGCAUUUUGGUUCAUUCUUUUGAACACAGUGGAAGUGAACUGUCAAUUGCUAGCAGGCUUUCAGAAAGGAAAUAACAGAGCUUGUAUGAUUGGAACUUGUUUCGAUUUGCUUUUGAGCCUCAACUGGGAGUUUUAAAUCAUGUAUUUAAGCACCAUAAACCUUAGUUGGAGAAUGGGACUUCUGGUUAAUAAGAUUGUCACGUGUGAGGGUACUUGAUUUCAGCAGUUACAGCACAGUAACACAGGUCUGCCAAACAGACGCGUUCCUGAUUCAGAAGGCACUGUGGGACGCUGAGGCGCUUCAGGGCCUUCCGUGGUGAGGCCCAGAUACCCUUCUGCACAGUUCGGAAAUACCGCCCAUGUGACGUGAGAGGCAGGAAUGCCAAGAGAGAUGUUUCUGGUAGAUUAGCCCGCCUUCCUCCACUUUGGCGAGCCAUUUUCCACUACGCCUGCUGUUCUUGGGACUCCAUCAUGAGAAAUUUCCUGAGAUCUUGAGAAAUCACCUUGAUUAAGCUGAUGGUCCUCCAGAGAAAUGAGUGUUCAGGAACUAGAAAGGACGCUGAGGUGCUCAUCGUGUGUUCUCUAGGGCGCAUGUUUGGAAACCCUCGUGUCUCAGAUCUGUAUGUGGAGGGUACUGUUACGUCCGUGUAACGCCCACACUGUUGUGCUCACUAGGAAAAGGGGGGCGUGAGUGCGAGGCGCUGGGCAGAUCUUUCUCUGUGGUGACUAGAAGCUGUGCCCUGCUCGGCGUGUUGGCUCUGAGCAGGCUGACAGCUAGUAGUGCAUGCUCAGAACCCCAUCUUCUGGGGGGACCCCACUCUUCCUUCUUUGCAAUCUGGUUCUGUAACGACGAUCAGUGGAGAGACCCCGGUUUUAUGUUUGCUCGGCAAAAGUAAGUUUGACCAUCAGGUGGCGGUUGACAGAAUUUCGUCCUAAAACGUAAGAUUCAGAUUCUUUAAAACGUGUUAAACGUUUAUACCAAAGGUCACGCUCCCCAGGUGUCUGUAUGGUGGGUGCACAGAGGGUGAGGUCUGGAGGCCUGGCACUGCGCCGCUAAGGGGACACAGUGACAACAUGGGAUGUAACUGAAAACACAUCAGUCGAGGGUCACCCUAGAGUGUUGUCAGGUAUUUGUUCUUAAUUGUUAUUGUAAUAUAUUUUCAGGUGUUUUGUUUUUCUAAUUUAAUUCUCUCACCCUGUUGUCUGACUGUGAACUGCUAACAGUGUUAAACUUGAUGUAAAUAAAUGAGGCCCUUGAAAGGGGAUUGCUGUCUGCCUGUUGUCUCACAAGGUUUGCCAACUUGUGUUUUAUUUUAAAUAAAGGUUGCAAUAUUUUAUUGGCAAAGUA
This is a messenger RNA of Hipposideros armiger (great roundleaf bat), 11432 nucleotides long. RefSeq names its product ABL proto-oncogene 2, non-receptor tyrosine kinase (gene ABL2). The transcript is spliced from 11 exons. The record is from RefSeq and is a predicted model, not a curated record. Bases 276 to 3725 code for a protein of 1149 amino acids. NCBI's taxonomy places the organism in Eukaryota, Metazoa, Chordata, Mammalia, Chiroptera, Hipposideridae. Gene Ontology annotation, biological process: protein phosphorylation. Gene Ontology annotation, molecular function: protein binding; non-membrane spanning protein tyrosine kinase activity; ATP binding.